This is a messenger RNA of Acomys russatus (golden spiny mouse), 453 nucleotides long. RefSeq names its product keratin-associated protein 13-1-like. Lineage: Eukaryota; Metazoa; Chordata; Mammalia; Rodentia; Muridae. The coding region runs from base 1 to 453 and encodes 150 amino acids. The transcript has a single exon. The record is from RefSeq and is a predicted model, not a curated record.
AUGGCCUACAGUUGCUUUUCUGGAAACUACUCCUCCCCAUCUUUUAGGUGCUGCCUUCCUACCUUAGGUUCCUCCUGUGGCUCUUCUUACCCCAGCAACAUGGUCUACACCACUACCAGCUGCUCUCCCAGCACCCACCAGAUGGGCUCCUCUCUGAUCAGGAGCUGUCAGGAGACCUACGUUGAACCUACCACCUGCCAGAUGCCCUGCUACUACCCGAGGAGCUCCACACCCUGCAGUCCCUGCCAGGGCACAUAUGCUGGAUCUCUGGGCUUUGGGUCCAGCAGCUGUCAUUCCCUGGGCUAUGGAUCUAGAAGCUGUUACUCAGGGUACUGUGGAUCCAGUGGCUGCAGAUCUCUGGGUUAUGGGUCCAGAUCCUACUACCCAAUGUACUUGAAUUCUACAACAUCUCAACCUUCUUGUUAUAGAUCUGUCUGUGGUACUGGCUUCUAG